Messenger RNA from Scutellospora calospora, 293 nucleotides. NCBI's taxonomy places the organism in Eukaryota, Fungi, Glomeromycota, Glomeromycetes, Diversisporales, Gigasporaceae. The record is from the annotation of a GenBank genome assembly.
UCUCUGACUCCUUAUUGAGAGAAUUGAAUUCUAGGCUCGUAACCGAAAUUGAUAAGCUUAGAAGAGAGAAGGAUUCACUUAUAAGUAAAAAUACCGAGCUCUUAACUAGGAUUAUAGAAUUAGAACAAACUAUAAAAGAAGAUGCUGAAAAUACAAAAGUAGCAAAAUUGGAACAGAAUCAAUACAUCGAUACUAAUAUCAAAUUGUUAGAUGAUGAAACAAAUUCUAAUGAUACUUCUGAACAGAUAAUCUCAUGUAAUGAGGAGUCUAAUUUUGAUAUAUACUGGGAUUCA